UCUGUCACAUCUGCAGGUAUGAAGGUGCUUCUAGCUGGACUUGUUCUGACCCUUGUUGUGGGGGCUCAGGCCCAGUGGUACCGCUUCCCUGGUGAAGCUGCUCAUGGUCCGUUUUUACACUUUAAUCAUUGUUUCUUCAUUGUUGACAGAAAUAGAUACAGAAAUCAAGAGAAACAUUUGAUGACUCCUUUAAAGUCAUUGUUAUUUCUUGAGGCUAGUGGUUUGAAAAGUUGUAAUGUUCUUUGUAAGUGUCACACUCAACAUCCGUGUACUCCUGACCCUGCAGGUGCUAUAGACAUGUGGCGUGCAUACGACGACAUGAGGGACUCCAACUGGAAACACUCAGACAAGUACUUCCACGCCCGGGGCAACUAUGAUGCUGCCAGGAGAGGACCAGGGGGCAGGUGGGCAGCAGAAGUCAUCAGGUGGGUGAUUCUCAAAUAUCUGAGAGACGCUUAUAAUGUGGUUCAGUUGGUCAUCAACUGAUCUCACAAAAACUUUCUCCUUUCUCUAUUUAGUUCUUUAUGACACUUUUUGUUUAAAAAAGUGUCUGGUCAGAGAGACAAUUUUACCAUUAUUCGUUCACUGUCGUUGACGAGUAACUUAUGUAAUAUUUAUCCUCUCUCAGUGAUGCCCGGGAGAGGUUUCAGGGUUCCAGUGGUCGAGGACACGAGGACUCAGCAGCUGACCAGGUGGCUAACCACUGGGGACGCAAUGGAGGUGACCCCAACCACUACAGACCCAAAGGACUCCCCAAGGAGCACUGA
Coregonus sp. 'balchen' is the source of this 767-nucleotide messenger RNA. NCBI's taxonomy places the organism in Eukaryota, Metazoa, Chordata, Actinopteri, Salmoniformes, Salmonidae. The record is from the annotation of a GenBank genome assembly.